This is a messenger RNA of Plectropomus leopardus (leopard coralgrouper), 2616 nucleotides long. It is a transcript of the gene arhgef33, whose product is annotated as Rho guanine nucleotide exchange factor 33. NCBI's taxonomy places the organism in Eukaryota, Metazoa, Chordata, Actinopteri, Perciformes, Serranidae. Gene Ontology annotation, molecular function: guanyl-nucleotide exchange factor activity. The record is from RefSeq and is a predicted model, not a curated record.
AUGGAGGAUGGAAGAACGGAAACAGAAGACAUGGCAGAGGAUGUGUCAAAAGAUAAAAAAGAAAAUGUGGAGGAGGAGACGAACCUUGAGAUUGCUCAGCUGCAGGGCCUGGUGGCUGAGCUGCGCGAGGGGCUUCAUGCCGCUCUGAUGGAGCUGUGUGAGCUGCGUCAGAGGGACGAAGGCCUGGAGGAGAAGCUCCAGGCCCAUCAGACUGACGUGGAUGAUCGGAUAAUGGGCCUCAAGAACUCGCUCAACACUUUCAAGGAGGAGCUGAAUGUGGUGUUGUUCCACAUAAAGGAUGUGUCGGGCAGACAGAAGGAGGUGCAGAAGAGGAUAGAACUGCUGCAGUCAGAAAACACCAAAGAUAUCAUCUCUGUGCCACACAGCAGAAAGGGCUCCAAGGCAGAUUUGCUAUCAGCAUCAGGGGAUGAGCACAUCUGUGUGCCGAGCCAGUCAGACCUCAGCGUCAUUCAGCACUUCUUCUCCAGUCUGCCACUCAGCGGGUCGCCACAGAGGAGCACCACAUCGACACAGACCUCCACCUCUGAGCAGGAGGCUCAGCAGCAGCAGAAAGGGUGUCCGUCCAAAUCUCCAGCGUGGGGGGAGAGGAAGGGCAGCAGAGACGACACAGAGGCAGCCAACAGCCCGACUGAAAACAAUAAGAGACAGAGAGUGGCUCUGGAGCUGCUGGAGUCAGAGAGAGUUUAUGUGUCUCACCUGUCUCUGUUACUGAAGGCCAACAUCUCCUUCAAUGGAUCCGAAGCUCUCGCCUCCAAAGACAAACGUCCGUUUCCAAGCACUCUGAGGUUUCUGAUCCAGCAGCACCUUGAGCUCCUCCAUACUCUCCAGGAACGUGUGCUCAAGUGCCAGUGGCAAGGCAUCAUGGGAGAUGUGUUUAUGAGGCUCACCAGCAAAGAGAGUGACUUCUUGAACUUUUAUGUGUCCUACCUGAAGGAGCUUCCAGAGUGUCUGUCAGUCGUCACCAUGCUCGCCUCCAGCUCCAUGAAAUCUUCUGCCUUCCUGGAGAGUGAAAUAAUGGGAGACGAAUCCAAGCCCUCCCUCCACACUCUGCUCCUUCAGCCGGUUCAGAGGAUCCCCGAGUACCUGCUGCUGCUACAGGGGCUGCUGAGGCAGACAGAAGCAGAGCACCCAGACUACUACCUGCUGCUCGUGUGCAUCCAGCAGUUCAGGUCCUUCACGGCUCAGUACCACCACCUCCUCCAGCACAACCAGGAGCUUCUGAUGCACAACCGCAAGGAGGUGAAGAGGUCGACAAUGAAACAGCUGUUAAAGACAGUGGAAAGCGGGAUGCAAGCUAACAACAUUGGCUCCCCGUACCCUUGCAACAGUGCAAUGUUAGAACAUGCCAACCAGGUGAAGCGGAGCAAGCAGCGUCUCCUGGAGCAGAUGCAGUCUCAUCGUUUCCAGGAUUGGGAUCGGGACAAGGAUCCAGAAAGCCAUUGUUACGACGCAGAGUGGCCCGCUCAGCUCCCGUUCUUCAGCCCAGAGAUGGACUUACGGAACCACAAACCAACAGGGCUCGGCAGUAUCCCAGAGGGUGAGGGAUCUGAGAGGUCCAUGUCAUGCCAGCAUCAUCUGCCCUCCAGACCUGCAGACUUCCGUCAAGUUCAACCGGGCUCUGCUCUGGCCGACGCCCUCGGAGAGUUCCUACUUCCGCCUGACCCCCCAGGGAUGGAGAGCCUUUACGAGGAGGACAGAGGCUCCAUUCAUGAUGACUCCAUGUUCGACCGCUGCUCCUCUGCCUCUUCAGACUCCUCCAUCGACAUCGCCUUUGUGAAGUGUCCCAAAGCGCCCUCAGCGACGCAUCACGCCAUGGCGGCGAAUGUGUCGGCAACUCGUGAUGUCUUUGGCAACAGUGGAAGCCACAGGAAUGGUUACAGCAAAUUGCCCAACCGAGGGUGCGUGUCUCCGGAUGAAGCUGUAAUGAUGCGCCGCAAUCAGCAUCGCCCCCUUCAGGCCAGCCAGCGAAAGAGCAAGUCGCUGAACGGCCUGCAGAUGGACAACGCAGUGAGCACUUUGGACGCUGGUCCUCUAUCAGACCACCUCCAAAGGCUGGGACUGGGCAGCCAUGCCAAACUGGAGCGCCAAGGCAGUAAAGGCAGCAAAGGGUGUCCCAUCACGUCCCGUAAGGUCCAAAACCCCCUGGGGAACAGAGUGGACAUGGAAAAACAGGGUGAUGAUCUUCAUGGGCUGCUCAGCAUUGACUCUGGUUUCCAGUCGUGGGGGGACGAGCCAAAGUGGAGGGCUGGGACCGAGGAGAAUAAUCACACCCCCUUCAGCGAGAGGAGUCGGAAGCAGGACAAAGGAGGCUUCAGGAGCUCGUUUAAGAAACUCUUCAAGAAGAAGAGCAGUGAUGAGAAGAAAGAGAAAGGAGGAGAGAAAACACCAGAACACCACAACAACAGUGAACCCGAGGCACCGGGGAAAAAUCCCAAACUGGCACAUCUGGACUUAAACCGUGGCACAGCUGUAUGAACGCACAACAUGAGGUUGUCUUUACAUUUGCCACUGCUGUACAGGUAUAAGCUAUUUAGCUGAGGAACGCCUCUCAUAAUUUCCAAAUAUGAAUGUGUUUAUUUUAUUUGAAAGAAUCAA